This is a messenger RNA of Peronospora belbahrii, 1074 nucleotides long. The record is from the annotation of a GenBank genome assembly. Lineage: Eukaryota; Oomycota; Peronosporomycetes; Peronosporales; Peronosporaceae.
AUGCACGUCCUAGUCCGAACUCUAUCCGUACUGCGUUGUAACAUCUUUUCUGCUUAUCGUCGUCGCUAUGCGUCGUCUACCUUUGGCGUUGUUUUUGAUGUAGAUGGUGUGCUACUGCGUGGCAAGACACCAAUUCCAGGGGCACGGGAGGUUUUAGUAGAGCUUAAGGCGACCAACAUUCCGUUUGCAAUUAUGACUAAUGGUGGUGGCUACGCAGAAGACAAAAAAGCGCGCCAACUUGAACGAAUCUUGGGUGGUAAUGUAUCAAUACCUACUGAGUUUAUCUGCAUGAGUCAUACGCCUAUGCGUCAACUAGUGAAUAAACACGGCCAUGAACUGGUACUAGCAGUCGGAAAAGAUUGUAACGAGAUGAGAAAAGUGAUGGCCAAUUACGGCUUCAAGCACGUUAUAACAGUGGAUCAGUUACAUCGUCAUUUUCCUACUAUGUACCCGGAUGUGAACGUGACUGAGCUCCUACACCAUGACGGACGUUUUGAUAAGCAGCCGUUCGCUGCUGUUUUUGUGCUCAUUGACCCGAUCUAUUGGGGGAGAGAACUGCAGCUUGUCAUGGACGUCUUGUGCUCACCCAAUGGGCUAUUGGGACAACGGACAGUCGAAGGAGAUGGCAAUGGUGAACGUCAACAUAUCCCGCUGUAUUCGGCGUGCUCGGACUUUCAGUAUGUGGGUGAAUUUCAUCUCCCACGGUAUGGUGCAGGAGCUUUUCACGCUGUCUUGGAGGAUCUAUUUACUCGUACAACGGGACACAUGCUAAAAAAGACACUGUUUGGUAAGCCUCAGCGCACAUCGUUCACGUUUGCUGAGACGCUCAUUGACGCACAGCAUGACAAUGUUGAACGCAUUUAUAUGAUCGGAGACAACCCAAAGACGGACAUCCAUGGCGCCAACGAGGCUGGUGGUAGAUGGAAAUCUGUGCUUACGUUGACGGGCAUGCACAAUGGGCCAAAUAAUCACGAGGAGCAUCCGGCGUACAAAGUUGUGGACGACGUAGCACAGGCGCUGGUCUUUAUCAAGCAGGACUUUGCAAGAUUACAAGCAGAAAAGUCGGCAAAGUGA